GGACAAAUGUUAAAUUAUGAAGAGAUAUUGAAUCACCUUGCUAAAUACGAUGAAUUGAUAGAAGUACGUGAAGAGGGUGCUGAAAUUAAAGAAUACUUGGAUUCUUUAACCGAAGAUCAAAGGCAAGAAUUGUAUCCAACUGUCGAUGAAUUCUUACGGAGAUUACAAUCAGAAAAGAAAGUAGAAGGCCAAGAUAUCGAAAUGGAAGAUGUAAUUGCAAACAAAAAAGACGAUAAUCAAUUGAAAGAAUUAAAAACUGAGUCAAAUGAAAAAAUUGAAGAAAGGCCAGGUUUUGAAGGUCGUCAUUUACCAAAAUUGAUACAAAUGCUUGAACGUGGAACUACUGAUAAACUUCCAAAGACAUUCAAGCGUAAAUUAGGAAAAAGACAGAUAAAUCCUAGGGUUAAUAGUAAAAUCAGAAAAUAUGUAGCAACUCAUGGUUUUCAACCAUCUCCUAUGCUUGACGAAGAUGAUGAAUGA
Messenger RNA from Scutellospora calospora, 480 nucleotides. The record is from the annotation of a GenBank genome assembly. NCBI's taxonomy places the organism in Eukaryota, Fungi, Glomeromycota, Glomeromycetes, Diversisporales, Gigasporaceae.